This is a messenger RNA of Cololabis saira (Pacific saury), 10495 nucleotides long. It is a transcript of the gene cep170bb, whose product is annotated as centrosomal protein 170Bb. The transcript is spliced from 21 exons. The record is from RefSeq and is a predicted model, not a curated record. NCBI's taxonomy places the organism in Eukaryota, Metazoa, Chordata, Actinopteri, Beloniformes, Belonidae. Gene Ontology annotation, molecular function: protein binding. The coding region runs from base 184 to 5391 and encodes 1735 amino acids.
CCUGGAGAGCAGCGGAGCAGCAUCCUCCCUCAGCGGAGCCUCAGCGGAGCCUCAGCGGGACGUGGUGGGAUGCUCUGGCCGCCCAGCAGCGCCUCAGCCCGGGAUCAGGUCGGAGGAGAGUAGCGGAGGAGCGGCGGCAUCUGGGACGGAGGAUGCUCUGGGGUUCCCACCAGGCCUGCAAAGAUGAGUGUGACAUCAUGGUUCCUGGUGAGCAGCUCCGGCACUCGGCACCGCCUCCCCCGAGAGAUGAUCUUUGUGGGGAGAGAGGACUGCGAGCUCAUGCUGCAGUCCCGCAGCGUGGACAAACAACAUGCCGUCAUCAACUACAACCCGACCACUGAUGAGCACCUGGUGAAGGACCUGGGCAGCCUGAACGGGACGUUUGUGAACGACCUGCGGAUCCCCGAUCAGACGUACAUCACCCUCAAACUGUCCGACGUCAUCCGCUUCGGAUACGAUUCUCACAUCUACGUUCUGGAGAAAAGUCAGCACAAAGUUCCAGAGGAGGCUCUAAAGCAUGAGAAGUACAGCAGUCAGCUGCAGAUAAGUCUGAAGGCGGCGGAGGUGAGGAAGACUGACGAGGAAGAGCGUCCACGAGGGGACAAAACCCAGAGACCCAAUCUGACCCAAGGUCUGACCCCUGACUGUGUAUCUGCAGUGGAAAAGACCCCGUCCCACCGGCCCACCCCCCUCUACGGUCAGCCCUCCUGGUGGGGAGAAGAGGAUUAUGGGAGUAAAGUUCCGGGCGGUGAUGAGCCUCACCCAGACCUGCAGAAGGAUGCUCCGUCCAUGGAUCCGGACUUCUCUGGACCUUUGGACUCCCAAACCAACAGCGUCUUCCCCUCCUACCACCGCGAGCCCAGCUACUUCGAGAUCCCCACCAAGGACUUCCAGCACCUCAAAACCGUGGGGGUGGAGCUCCAUGAGAUCCCCACCAAGGACACGGACGCACCCCUAGCCCCGCCCCUAGCCCCGCCCACCCCCACCCCCACCCCCACUCCCCCGGCCGUCCAGAGCCACGCCUCCUUCACCAUCGAGUUCGAUGACUGCAUGCCUGGCAAGAUCAAGAUCAAAGACCACGUGACCAAGUUCUCCACCCGCCAACGGCGGCUGCAGGCUCCGCCCACCAGGGGGCCAGUCGCCGCGGCGCCAGCCGAGAUGAUGUCGGCGGAGAGCAAGGUGGCUGAUUGGCUGGUCCACAGUGACGUCACCAUGAUGAAGAGGCGUCUGCCGUGUGAAGACGUGUACAGCACCAAGAGUGACCUGGCCGUGAACAUCAAGACCCUGAAAGGUCACCAUCAUGAAGAUGGAACCCAAAGCGACUCGGAAGAUCCGGUUCAGAAUGUCAGAAGCCAAUCCCAGCACUCGGUCAGAUCUGAGCAGUCCGAGGCCUCGCAGCAGACCGUCCAAUCAGAGCAGCCCCCCGCUCCCACUCAGAGACCCCAGCGGGACUCUCCCCCCAGACCAGCUCCAGCCUUACCCCUGGCCCCUGAGCGGCCCCUCUCCCAGAGCCCCCCUCCGUCUCCUGCCCCCUCAGAAACCCCCAAACAGCCCCCCCCUGAACAUCUCGCCCAGCAAGCCUUCAUCAUCGAGUUUUUCGACGACAAUCCCCGCAAGAAGCGCUCGCAGUCCUUCACGCACAACCCUGCCCACGCCGACUCGUACUCCACCCUCAAGACCAAGCUGGAGCGCCGGAAAGGCGGUGAAAGACCAGCGUCGGUUCACGGCCAUGUUCCUCCGACCCAGCAGGUGACGGUUCCCCUGAAGGGUCAGGGCCACGGGCCUCCCCAAAGGUCCAGCUCUCUCAAGAGGGAGAAGACGGAGGCGGAGGCUGCUUCGUCCGCUUCGUCCUCUCGCUCCUCGUCGGGGAUCAUCAUCAGGCCUUUUGGCAGCAUUGGCAAGAAGUCCAAGUUUGCCCAGGAGUUCGCCACCGAGUUCCUGAAGGACUCUGGUCCGAAGGACCCCCCCCCCACCAGGGACAAGGCAUCACCUCCCCCCAUGUCCGCACCACCAGUGAUGGUGUCACAGCCUCAUUUAGGAAUUCCCUCCCCACAAGAACCUCCGGCAGCUUCUUCGGUGUCCUACCCCCCCUCCCCUUUACAGCCUGCUCUCCCACCCAGAGCUCCCAACCAGACACCCUCUCCCAUCCGUUCAAAAGGACCCCUGACGUCCCACAUGGUGUCUAUGGGCAUUCAUGGAGGGGACCCCAGAGGUUGCCAGAGGACAGGGAGGAACGAGGAGGACGACAGUCUCAGCGACGCCGGGACCUACACCAUCGAGACGGAGACGCAGGACCAAGAGGUGGAGGAGGCUCGCAACAUGAUUGAUCAGGUGUUUGGUGUCCUGGACUCCCCAGAGUACAGUGGUGUGACCCCCGGAGUCUGUAGGCCUGUUAUACAUGAUGGCAAAGAUGAGCAGGCUAGCGUUCCCGGGGAUGGUUUCACAGUGGGCCUGUUGCAUGGUUUUAUGCCAGCCUCCAUCAGCGGGCCCUCCAUGGGCCCCAUACAGGUUCCGGCUCAGGCAGCGGGUCUGGAGGCUCCGAAGUGGGUUUCCCGUUGGGCCAGUCUGGCAGACAGCUACGCUGAACCUGGUUCCACCCCCCCUCAAGGAGAAUCUCUAGAAGAUGUGCACUUCAUGAGCCGUUCGAUGGGAAGUCACGACCCCUCCGAGUCCGAGUCGAGCUGCAGCUCCAGGACGAGGAGGCUGCUUCCUCAGGUGCCUCCAGAAAAGCUGGACUUUGUCACCCCGAGCAUUCUGGUUCGACAUGAACCCUACCAAGGAAAAGAACCUUUGGACCGAGUCUCUGAGCCAGCUCACCUUCAGAACUCCAACCAUUGCCUCUCUGUUCAGGAUGACGUGGACCCAGACAGUCUGAGUGACGCCAGUCGCUCAGAUGAUGGACCUGUUCUGGAGAAAGCAAAGAAGACUCAGACCAGGACUGGUGGUACAUCUCUAAGUGACUCAGGCCCUCAAUUUAAAGUUCAAGAGAAAGUGUCUCCAUCUAACAAAUCCACGUCCUUUUAUAUUGGUUCUGAGGACCAUCCAGGCAAACCCGACCUAGUCAGGAGCCCGGUACAGUCUGAGAAAACUGUCAAAACUCCCCCUACCACCGUUCUUAUCCGACACCUGAGUGCACAUGAACCCAAGAGGACAGGCGUCAAACCCAACAGCUCUGCUCCAAACCUCCAAAUCCAGGACAAGGACUCAGUCCCCACCAAAGACAGUGGCACAUCAUCCUUUGUCCGGCAGGAGAGCUUCACCAAAGACCGGCCCAGCGACGGCGUCCAGAUGAAGAAACUUCCCCACAUAUCCAGCCACCCGUCCAUUAGCGACAUGGAGCAGAGACGUGACAAUAUCCAGGACUCCUUCCAUAGUGACAUGGAAAUGGAGGGAACAAAGUUCCCCUCAUCUGGAUCUGGUCGCAGCUCAAAGAAGGGGGGCUCCUCCAGCCACAUGGACGAUUCCCUGUCUGGGGACUCAGACGUGGACACGGCGAGCACCGUCAGUCAGGUGAGCGGUAAAAACGCUCCCGUCACAUCCACCUCAAAGAAGCGUCCCACCAUCAGCAGCCUUCAGAAGGAGAAGUCAUCUUCCAGCCCGUCCAUUCAGGAAAAGGGACGGCAGCUCAGCGCCCGCGAGCGUCUCUCUGAGAAACGCCGCGGCCAGGCGGGGGCUGACACGCCCAGCAAAGCGGAACCAGAGAAACGCUUCCUGAUGCGUCGCAGUACGGGGAACCGGGGCUCUCUAGAUCUGGCAGAGGGUCAGCAGGGUUCUGGCCCAACCUGGACUGAAACAACAUCAUCUGAUCAUGAAAUUUCCCGUCCAUCCAGUCGCACUAAGAAGCUCAUCGCCCCACUUCAAAAAGAGGACAACGGAAAGUCGGCUAAGACGGUGAAUCAGCAGGUUCUGACCCGGUCCAACAGCCUGUCAGCGCCACGGCCAACCCGAGCAUCUAUGCUGCGACGAGCUCGCCUGGGGGACGCGUCAGAUAACGAGAGCACCGAGACGGACCGGGCCUCCCAGAAUUCAGACCAUAUCUCUGCGCCUCCCAAAGCGUCUACAGAGGGGAAGAAGCUGUCCAGGCUGGACAUCUUAGCGAUGCCCAGGAAGAGGACGGGCUCCUUCACGGCCCCCAGCGACAGCGAGACGCCCUCCACAACCCGCUCCGCUUUCUCCAAUCGCAACGCCGAGGCCCCUGCCGCCGCCACCAGGAAAACAUCGGUGGGGGAUGCCCGUCAGGCAGCUAGCAGAGGAGGCGGAGCUCCAGUGAAGCAACAGCUGACCAGGACCCGGUCCAGUGGAGCCAAGUACUCCAACAGUGGGUCACGCCGCCGACAGAAGGGUUCUGACUUCUCAUCCUCCUCUGAUGAAGAAUACGAGACCAACGCUGGAACCUCAAAAACCAAGCGCUCGUCCGCUCCAACCUCCUCCACCCACCGGACGGCCGCCUCCAGGACCAAGUCUGUCUCGUUGGAGACGGAGGAGGACGAGGACCAGAACGACCCGUACCAGAACUGGACAACACACAGUGCCGAGAUCGCCAAGCUCAGCCAGGACCUGGCCAAGGACCUGGCCAUCCUGGCCAAGGAGAUCCACGACGUGGCUGGGGACGGUGACUCGCCCAGCUCUGGACUGGGCACCACCAUCUCCCCCAUCUCCCCCACCUCCACGGCCAACACGCCGGCCUCCAACAUCUCUGCCAGGGAGGAGACGCCACCAGGUCCACAGCCAUGUGGGCAGCGCUGCUCUCAGCUGGUCCAGCGCAUCCCUGAGGCCAGUUUAAACUACCAGAAGGUUCCUCCCGGUUCGUCCAUCAUGUCGGACCUGGACGCUAACAUGAACGAGCCAGAGCCUGCAUCUACGCAACGGCGUCCGUGGAAUCGUGAAGAGGUGAUCCUGGACAACCUGAUGCUGAACCCGGUGUCCCAGCUGUCCCAGGCCAUCCGGGAGAACACGGAGCAGCUGGCAGAGAAGAUGAAGGUUUUGUUCCAGAACAAGGCGGAUGUCUGGGAGGAGAUUGAGGCGAAGAUAAACGCUGAGAAUGAAGUUCCACUCCUGAAGACCUCCAACAAGGAAAUCACCUCCAUCCUGAAGGAGCUGAGGAGAGUUCAGCGUCAGCUUGAGGUCAUAAACACCAUUGUGGAGCCUGCCACUGGUCUUCAGGCUGCAGCCAUGGUGACGCCGCCCGUCCCUCAGGCCCGACCGUCCUCCAAGGAGAAGAAGGCCACCAAACCCCGAACCUCCAACGCCAACGAAGGCACCAAGCGAGCGCCUCGUGGGCCCGACGGCGGCCCACACGGCGGCCCACACGGCGGCCCACACGGCGGCCCACACGGCGGCCCACACGGCAGCCCACGCGGCGGCCCACACGGCGGCCCACACAUGGCCUGAGCAGGCCACCGUAGCACCUCUGGACGGAAAACGUCCAUCCACACUGCCGACAGAUCGGAUGAGUUGGGAUCGGACUUAAACUCAGAACCGGUCAGACGUGUAGGUUAACCCCAACUCUUCCAUUCGUCAAGGUGUGGCUUAUUUUGGCUUUCACUGUCCCACAAUGCAUUGCACCCUGGACUCUUAGUAGGGGCAUUUCCAUUACCAUUAAAAUUGCGCAAGUUUGAUUUACAAAUAGAAAAUGCGCAAACUGGAAAGACAUCAAUUUCACAAAAACUGCUAGAAUUAUAUAUGAGCUUGCAGGUGAUUUGAUGGGAUUUUUCUGGUGAUUCAAAACAUGAACAUUUUGAAGAAAAAAACCUUUUCUGCAUCUCCAUGAUGUACCAAAAAGAAUCCCAUUGUCUUUUCUGUAGGAACUGUGUCCUUGGUGAUGAGGCAGCGGGUCAACUAGAGGUCUUACUCACAUAAUGCAUCAGAAGUUUUAGAGUCAUGGACAAUGACGUCCAGAAAUCCCUCAGAUGUGGCCGGCUCCGCUAUAAGGAGCUUUGCCUUGAAAGCUUUGGCCGCAGAUGUUUGAAAAGGUGCGGCCACCAAGACUGCAAUGGAAGCUGCUGUGUACUGUUCCCACUCUGGAAGAGGACCCCAGUUCUCGGUCCCACUGUGUGACGGUCCCUCCCAAACGCUUCUGACUCCAGAGAUGUUGAUCAGAGGGAAACACAGACCCCACCAGACAUGGCAACAGUCAGCAAUGUUGUUUUACUUUCUUCAUUUUCACUCCAGCACGUUUGUCAGGAAGACAACCGGACCUGAACUGCCCCUCUGGUUCCUUUGUGCACGGCUUUGUGGGACAAAUGCAAGCAGCACAAUCCACAUCCCCAUAAGUCUGAUCGAGACAGCACACAAGCACACGCAAUCAUAUAAAAUCAUUCACAACUGGGCUGGAGGCCCGGGCUCAGCCGGUGCUGAGGUGCUGGACCAGUCCGGCCCGUAGAAACCUGGCGGCGGUGUGGAUGCGCUGAAACCCUUCAGAACAAACGUUCCAUCUGUGUCGGUAGGAUUUAGAUCAUCGCGAGGCUGUAGUGUAACCAGCUGCUCCCAUGUCGCACAACAAACCUUUUUAAAGCUACAAGAACCAGCAGCUGCUCCAGCACCCCGUCACGUGGGCUGACCGGACCAAACUGGGUGAACCUGUGCCCUCGUGAACUGCUGUCUUUGAUCUGAAGGUACACGCUGGAGUUCUGUGUAUUUAUCAAGACAAAGUUGUACUUUUGUGUCCAUGGCCAAGUUCUGCGUCCACGCCUCUGGGCGUAACACGGCUGAAUGUUUGUGAGCUUGACCUGCAGCGCUCAGGUUGCUUUGCUGUCUUUUAAUGUGAAGCUUCUUCAGGUUGGAUGAAUGUUGGAGGAAAUAUCUGUUUAUCCCAAACAAAUCAGCAAGACGCCAAAUGGAUGGACUCUCCGUGGUCGUUGAACGCUUCGUCUUUCUAACUGAUGAGUGAAACCCAGUCUGGCAGUCGUGACCGACGUGCUUUUGAUAAAUGACGUUGAGAUCCUUCUACCCUUGAUCAACGUCCCACUGGUCACCAACGCUGCUGCAGAGACGCAAAGUACGCUAACUUGUGAUUUCAUCACAACUGACACCAACCAGAUACCCCCCCACAUCUUGUUUUACUUGUAGUGUAAAGAGCCCCGAUGUCAGUGUCACAACCCAAGCAACAUCUGAAACCAGACCUGCAACCAGGACUAGAGCUGAAACCGGGACUAGAACUGAAACCAGGACUAGAACUGAAACCAGGACUAGAACUGAAACCAGGACUAGAGAUGAAACCAGGACUAGAAUUGAAACCAGGACUAGUAGAACUGAAACCAGGACUAGUAGAACUGAAACCAGGACUAGUAGAACUGAAACCAGGACUAGAACUGAAACCAGGACUAGAACUGAAACCAGGACUAGUAGAACUGAAACCAGGACUAGUAGAACUGAAACCAGGACUAGAACUGAAACCAGGACUAGAACUGAAACCAGGACUAGAACUGAAACCAGGACUAGUAGAACUGAAACCAGGACUAGAACUGAAACCAGGGCUAACAGAACUGAAACCAGGACCAGUAGAUCUGAAACCAGGACCAGUUAGUAUUGGUUAGAACUUAAACCAAGUCUAGUGCAGUUGAAACCUGCCAUGGUGGGCUGGUGUACUGCAGGGCCCAGUAGUCUUACACGACUUACAGUACACGCCAAAACAAACAAUCAGCAGCCAGUAGCACCGAAAUAUUGGAUUUAGUGGCUACACAAUAUUUAUAGCUGGUGCCCUGAACAGGAACAGCCCCCCCCCACUCUGACGGAAGAUGUGGGCCAUGACUUCUUAGUGUUAGCUUCGUUUUGGUUGCUCUACUUUCAAGGGUGACGACUGGCGUCCAGGUUGAUUCUGAAUUCACAUAAACCUGAUGUACCUCCCAGACUUAGAAAAGUGCUAUAUGAAAUAAGUAUUUAGAGAUUUACCUGACAGAAGCACCUCCUGCCCGGAGACCGCUGGACCAGGAAGUAGCCGCGUAGGAUGUGUGUGUGUUCUUGUGUGUGUGUGUGUGUGUGUGUGUGUGUGUGUGCCGCUGGCUGUGUUGUAGUCGCUGUGUGUUGAGUUGAAAUCUGCGUUAUGUUGUGUCUUUGCAUCGAAGCAACAGAGAGCUGGUGAAGACAGCACCGGACAGAUAAAGCAGAGGUGGGGCAUGCUCAGUGAAACCCUCCUGCUCAAUACCCUACUGAUCACGGAGGGUUAGCUUAGCCUAGCGCACAAGACCGGAAAAACAAGAAGAAACUGUUUGCAUGAUGGUAUCAGGGAGAAAAACUGACCUUCUAACAGCUGUGAGUUAGUUCAUGCUAAACCAGUGCUGAAGAAACCUAACGUUAGUUCUUAUAAUAGUGAGAUUUACACUCUAAACUCUAAACUAAUCAGAAAAAGAAGAGAGCCCAGUGCAUCAUGGGACAGCAUAACUGAAAAGAUGGUUCCUGACCCCUGAGUCAACCUUUACCAUCAGCUUUAUCCUGAAUGGAGCUUUAAAGACUAAGGUCCCCAUAGACCCCAGACCAGUCUGUACUGGUCCCAGUAGACCUCAGACCAGUCUGUAAUGGUCCCGGUAGACCCCAGACCAGUCUGUACUGGUCCCGGUAGACCCCAGACCAGUCUGUACUGGUCCCCAUAGACCCCAGACCAGUCUGUACUGGUCCCAGUAGACCUCAGACCAGUCUGUACUGGUCCCGGUAGACCUCAGACCAGUCUGUACUGGUCCCAGUAGACCUCAGACCAGUCUGUACUGGUCCCGGUAGACCUCAGACCAGUCUGUACUGGUCCCAGUAGACCUCAGACCAGUCUGUACUGGUCCCGGUAGACCCCAGACCAGUCUGUACUGGUCCCAGUAGACCUCAGACCAGUCUGUACUGGUCCCGGUAGACCUCAGACCAGUCUGUACUGGUCCCGGUAGACCUCAGACCAGUCUGUACUGGUCCCAGUAGACCUCAGACCAGUCUGUACUGGUCCCGGUAGACCUCAGACCAGUCUGUACUGGUCCCGGUAGACCCCAGACCAGUCUGUACUGGUCCCGGUAGACCUCAGACCAGUCUGUACUGGUCCCCAUAGACCCCAGACCAGUCUGUACUGGUCCCAGUAGACCUCAGACCAGUCUGUACUGGUCCCCAUAGACCCCAGACCAGUCUGUACUGGUCCCCAUAGACCCCAGACCAGUCUGUAAUGGUCCCAGUAGACCCCAGACCAGUCUGUACUGGUCCCGGUAGACCCCAGACCAGUCUGUACUGGUCCCGGUAGACCUCAGACCAGUCUGUACUGGUCCCGGUAGACCUCAGACCAGUCUGUACUGGUCCUGGUAGACCCCAGACCAGUCUGUACUGGUCCCGGUAGACCCCAGACCAGUCUGUACUGGUCCCGGUAGACCCCAGACCUGAUGUGCCGGUCAUUAACAGGUACACACACCAGACUGAAGACCAAAAGACUGGUGUCUGGUCUGACACCAGCAGCAGAUUGUUGGAAACUUUCACCAGCUCUGGUUCCUCACCAUGAUGUGAUCUGAAUCAUCACUAAAACUCUUCAAACGAGUUAUUUUUCUGUAAAUUAUGUAUUCAUUUAGUUUUUUAAAGAACUUUAGAAAAAUAAAACAGAGGUUGGACAUAAGUGUGGAGUUAAAACUCCUAUUUGUUUUCUACCUAUGUUUAUCUAUUUCCAGAUCGAUCUCAAAAUGGAAAAAGAUUAUCCCAAAACACUGUCCAGGACAAGUCCUGAUUUCUGAACUUAACAUAGAGAUGAGCAUCAGGGUCUCCAGGGUGGAGCCCUGUGGAACCUCACCAAUUCAUUUAUGUUCAUAUCCAGACAGCGGACUUCUAAAGCCCCUGCUUCGCUACUUUUGCUCCAUGUCACACAGCGUCAGGUGUCAGAGGUUGUUGGAUACUGAAUGAUUGUGUUUAUCUAUCUAAGUUCAAUGCUGUAUGCAGCCUUUGUGCUAAGCUAGGCUAACUCGGUUGUGGACGUCAGACACAUCAUGUCAUCAAAAAGACAAACGAACGAGGGUUUCACUGAACUGUUUCUUUCAAGUGUUUUGGCUGGUAAAAAAACAAAUAUCUUAGACUUUUAUUUUGUAAGAUGCAUGUUUCCUGUAGCUUGAGGCAGGUGACAGUUUGAGGCUAAAUCACCAAAUGUGCACUUUUUGAUUUCAUGUCUUCGAUCAUUUUGUGCUCUGCAGCUGCUGAGAAUGUAUUGAUUUAUCACCUGCCCCCAACACAAAUGUGAUUGGCCGUUGCUGUGAUGAUGUAACUGCUGCUGCUACAGCUGAUUGGUCAUUUGGGCUACUUAGGUUUGGUGUUUCGUUACAGUGCAUGCGACUGUGAACAAACGAGCUGAAUAGACGAAGCAAACCAAACAUGUACGAGUCUGUUUGUCUCCUUUUUUAUGCGUUUGACCACAUGAUGGUCCCGCAGACGGCUGCGUGUUUCUCAUGGAUUAUUUAUUACGUUUCUGUGGUUUACACCUUUCUGAACUCGCCUGUUCAUCAUCAGCAGGAUUUGUUUGUAUCACCAUGUCAUUUGUAAUAAACUGAUUUCA